Molecule: messenger RNA, 2329 nt
Organism: Cylas formicarius (sweet potato weevil)
Lineage: Eukaryota; Metazoa; Arthropoda; Insecta; Coleoptera; Brentidae
Product: tropomyosin-2
Exons: 8
Coding region: 182-1561 (459 amino acids)
Biological process (GO): muscle contraction; actin filament organization
Cellular component (GO): actin filament
Molecular function (GO): actin filament binding
Source: RefSeq, a predicted model, not a curated record
ACGAUGUUCACCGCCGCAAGGUUGGUUGCAUACGACUGGGAAAGACGGCAAAUCGCGGAUGAGAUUACGUGCUUUUGGCAAUGCCGCGUGUCGUAACUGUCGAGUCGUCCGCGCGAUAGUAGCGCCAGUCUAGCCAAGAUGGCGAGAGAGAGGUACGUGCGUUAACGCGCCGCGCACGACGAUGUCGUCGAAGAGGCCCCCCGGGGGUGCCAAAAAAAGGGGCCACCAACACCACCCCAGAAAUGAUGGCACCAGACGCAGGACCAUUUUAGAACCUUGCCCGAAUCCCCCGCUGAGCGUGUACAGUAGCGAGAACGUGUUGUCAAAUUCGAAAACAAUAACAAACAGCAUCAGUGCCAGGGACCAGAGGUUAGAGGAUGUCGAUGGGGUGGUGCAAAAUUUGGCAAGCGGCGAAGUAGUAGCAGUAGUAAACGACCAAGGUGCCUUUCCGCAAGAAUCAAACGACAACAAAGCGUCGAAUUGUGAUAUUGAAGUGAUAGAUCUUACUCAGUGUGAUGACGAGCCCGUAGAGUUAGUUAGUAGCAAGCCGAUAUCAAAGCCCGUUAAAAACGACCGCAAUCAGAAACUGAGAAAAUCGAAAAAGCCGAAAAGUCGAAAACAGGACGAGCAAACGAAGGAUGUCGUCGUCGACGACGGUGAAAAUAUGUCUUUGGUGUUUCGACCCGCUGCCGAGGGGUCGAGCCAAAGCGACCAGGAAGUCGAAAAAGAGGAUCCGCUGGAUCCUGAGAUCGAAGAGUUGGCGAAGCUCCGCUGUACGUCCGAAAGGACCGAAGUGGUGGCUGAAAGAGAGACCAGGCGUAAAGGAAGACGCUGUGCCGAUUACCCGGGUCUGGCGUUCAGUUCGAUAUUCAGUUCAGACACCCUGAUGAAGUUCAACAUAAUCAGAAACGAGAUCCAUAACAUUAUGAAUGGACAGCUGAAGAGGGCUGAAUCCGAGGUCGCUGCCCUCAACCGUCGCAUCCAACUGCUGGAAGAGGACCUGGAAAGGUCGGAGGAGCGUCUGGCCACAGCCACCGCCAAACUGGCGGAGGCCUCCGCCGCCGCCGACGAGAGCGAAAGGAUACGCAAAGCCCUGGAGAACCGGACGAACAUGGAGGAUGACCGGGUGGCCGCGCUGGAGCAACAACUGGCCCAAGCGAAACAAAUCGCCGAAGAGGCCGACAAGAAAUACGAAGAGGUGGCCAGGAAGUUGGUGAUGAUGGAGCAGGACCUCGAGAAAGCCGAGGAGCGUGCCGACGUGUCCGACAGUAAAAUCGUCGAGCUUGAAGAGGAACUCCGCGUGGUAGGCAACAACCUGAAAUCGCUGGAAGUGUCCGAAGAAAAGGCGACGCUCAAAGAGGAGGAGUACUCGGUAACGUUAAAACAGGUGGAGCAGCAACUGAGAGAGGCGGAGGCGCGCGCCGAAUUCGCAGAGCGUUCCGUCCAAAAGCUACAAAAGGAAGUCGACAGACUCGAAGACGACCUGUUGGUGGAAAAGGAGAAAAACAAAAGACUCGAGGCGGAAAUGGAACUGACACUGCAUGAGAUGCAAAACAUGUAGUAACCACGCGGGGACACCCCUCCCACCACCACCACUAUUAAUUAUUAUUAUUAUAAAUGUUUUUUUUUAUACACGAUGCAAUACGAAUAAUAUCAAAACCGCCGCGCCGGCGCGUGGCUUCGGGGGCGCCCCCCCCCCUGUCCCAGACAGACAUUCCGUUUCGUUCAUUCCGAAUCGCGAAAAUAUAGUUCGGUGCUCCUUAUUUUUUCUAUCUUUUUUUUUUUCAUUCUUUGCGACGAGAUUCUCGACGCCCCGUAUGUUGCUGUCAACUGUCAAAAUUGCGGAGCCGAAAUUAUGAACGAAUAUUUAUAUAAACCGUUUGUUGCAAUAACGAUCAACACUGCCAUUCGUAGAGACCCGAAAAUAAAAUAAAAAAUUAUAAUUCAAUAAUCACGUGCCCCUCACCACGCUUUGUUCCGGUCGUUUUGUUUUUUUUUUUUGUAUAAUUUUUUUAUUGUACAUUCCGUAUUCGCGUUUUCUUUUUUUUUGUAAAAUAAUUUUGUCGGAAGAAUUUUCCUUUUUUUUGGUGGAUUGAAUACGUAAAAUUGUUCGAGCCGCUUCUUCAUUUGGGCGAAUUCGCCGGAAAAAAAUCAUAUUUCAGACAUAUUUGGUCGAUAGUAGCGCAAAAAGAAAGGUUGUUUCAAGUAUUACUAAGUAUAUACAUAAAUAAAUUUCUAUUUUAAAGCCUGUUUAUAUUUUCUAAUAUUACUAUGUAUUUUAUGUAGUUAAAAGCUAAUAAUUUAAUUAUACGGAGGUUUUUAAUUUGUU